This is a messenger RNA of Carica papaya (papaya), 1671 nucleotides long. RefSeq names its product cell division cycle 20.2, cofactor of APC complex-like. Gene Ontology annotation, molecular function: anaphase-promoting complex binding; ubiquitin ligase activator activity; protein binding. Lineage: Eukaryota; Viridiplantae; Streptophyta; Magnoliopsida; Brassicales; Caricaceae. The record is from RefSeq and is a predicted model, not a curated record. Gene Ontology annotation, biological process: positive regulation of ubiquitin protein ligase activity; positive regulation of anaphase-promoting complex-dependent catabolic process; anaphase-promoting complex-dependent catabolic process. Gene Ontology annotation, cellular component: anaphase-promoting complex.
UCUUGAGCAUCGUCAAAGAAUUCUGAUUGAAUAAUCUCUCUGCUCUAUAUAUCUUCUUCUCGUGCUCUGCAAAUUAUAUUUCUGAUAUAUGCACAUUACAUGCUUAUUGUCUUCUGCAAAAUCUUUAUUUCCUAUUUUCAUUAGUUUAAUCUAACCAUUUCUUGCAGGUGUAAUUAGUUUUUUUUUUUUUUUUUUUUUUUUAUCUCUUUCAAUUCUCUAUUGUUCUUGUUUUCUUGGUCUUUUUUUUUUCUUUUUCUAACGCCAUGGAUGUAGGAUCAGUCAAAGUUUCUUCUGAUUUGAAGGUGCAGUCUAGAUGCCCACUUCAAGAUCAGUUUCUUGUUAAAAGGAAUUCUAAGGAAAAUUUGGAUAGAUUCAUACCGAAUAGAUCAGCCAUGGACAUGGACUACGCGCGAUUCAUGCUGACAGCAGGAGGGAGGAAAGGGAAGGAGAAUCCGGCCGGAGGAGGAGAAGCGGCGGUGAGCUCCCCAUCGAGUGAUGCCUACCAGAAGCAACUGGCGGAGGCCUUCAACAUGAACCGAACUCGAAUCCUGGCUUUCAAGAACAAACCACCAGCAUCUUCCGAAUUGAUCCCCAAUGAACAUAUAUCUUCUUCUUUUCAACCUGCCAAACCAACAAAACCUCGUAGAUACAUUCCCCAGACAUCGGAGAGGACAUUAGAUGCCCCUGACAUCGUGGAUGAUUUCUACCUGAAUCUACUGGAUUGGGGCAGUGCUAAUGUUCUUGCUAUAGCCUUGGGGAGCACGGUGUAUCUGUGGGAUGCUUCCACCGGCUCCACAUCGGAACUGGUCACCGUUGACGACGAAGAUGGGCCUGUGACAAGCCUCAGCUGGGCUCCGGACGGUCGACAUAUCGCCGUCGGCUUGAACAAUUCCCGUGUCCAGCUGUGGGAUUCCGCGUCCAAUCGACAGUUGAGAACUUUGAGAGGCGGGCACAACCAUGGAAGCCGAGUGGGGUCAUUGGCAUGGAACAAUCAUAUCCUGACAACCGGAGGGAUGGAUGGUCAAAUCAUAAACAAUGAUGUUAGAGUAAGGUCCCAUAUUGUGGAAACUUACAGAGGACACAGACAAGAGGUUUGUGGGCUGAAAUGGUCAGGGUCAGGCCAACAACUAGCAAGCGGAGGCAAUGACAAUCUUCUUCACAUUUGGGACAGAUCAAUGGCGUCCUCCAAUUCUGCAACCCAGUGGCUACACAGACUAGAAGAGCAUACAUCUGCAGUGAAGGCUCUGGCAUGGUGCCCUUUCCAAGGGAACCUUCUAGCAUCCGGAGGUGGCGGAGGAGACAGGUGCAUUAAGUUUUGGAACACCCAUACCGGAGCUUGCUUGAACACGGUGGAUACAGGGUCCCAGGUAUGUGCAUUGCUGUGGAACAAGAACGAGAGAGAAUUGCUUAGCUCACAUGGGUUCACUCACAACCAGCUUACUCUGUGGAAAUAUCCAUCAAUGGUGAAAAUUGCGGAGUUAACUGGUCAUACAUCGAGGGUGCUGUACAUGGCGCAGAGUCCAGAUGGGUGCACGGUGGCGUCGGCAGCAGGGGACGAAACUCUGAGGUUCUGGAAUGUUUUUGGGGUGCCGGAAACGGCGGCUAAAGCUGCACCGAAGCAGAACCCGGAGCCAUUUUCGCAUUUGAAUCGGAUCCGCUGAAUAGAGGGAA